Messenger RNA from Rotaria sp. Silwood1, 837 nucleotides. NCBI's taxonomy places the organism in Eukaryota, Metazoa, Rotifera, Eurotatoria, Philodinida, Philodinidae. The record is from the annotation of a GenBank genome assembly.
AUGACUGAUAAUACUACAAAUGAUUCAGUUCAUGGUUGUCGUUCAAAUACAGAACGAGUUAUAACUGAUGAUGAAUAUGCAUGUUUGUAUUCUCUAGAACAACAAGAUCGUCAACAAGUAUCAGUAUUUAAACAGAAUCAAUUUGAUAAAAAUGCUCAAAAAUAUUGGGAUCAAUUUUAUAAACGAAAUACAAAUAAUUUUUUUAAAGAUCGCCAUUGGACAUUAAGAGAAUUUAAUAUAAAUAUAAAUGAAACAAUGAAAUUAUUUGAAAUUGGUUGUGGUGUAGGCAAUUUUUUAUUUCCAUUGCUUAAUGAAAUGCCAAAUUUAUUUAUAUAUGCAUGUGAUUUUUCAUCAACUGCUAUUCAACUUCUUCGUGAAAACUCCAAUUAUGAUCCACAACGUAUACAAUCAUUUAUUUGUGAUUUAACUGAUGAUAAUCAAAUUCCAAUUGAAGAAAAUUCAAUUGAUAUUUGUUCAAUGAUAUUUGUUCUAUCAGCUAUACAUCCAGAUAAAAUGUCUCAUGUACUUAAAAAAAUUCAUAAAGUUUUAAAACCUGAUGGUUAUCUUUUAUUUCGUGAUUAUGGUUUAUAUGAUCAUGCAAUGUUUCGGUUUGCUCGUCAAAGACAACAUAAAUUAUCCGAAAAUUUUUAUGUCAGACAAGAUGGUACACGAGCUUAUUUUUUUUCACUUGAAUAUUUAAAAAGUUUAUUAAAUGAAUGUCAAUUCGAUAUUGAUGAACUUUCAUAUGUAUUUAAAGAAACAGUGAAUAUUAAAGAAGAAAUUUGUGUACCGCGUGUUUUUGUACAAGGAAAAUUUAAAAAAAGAAAAAUCGACUAA